This is a messenger RNA of Symbiodinium sp. CCMP2592, 1005 nucleotides long. The record is from the annotation of a GenBank genome assembly. NCBI's taxonomy places the organism in Eukaryota, Dinophyceae, Suessiales, Symbiodiniaceae.
AUGGCGAAUAUCGAUUGGGAUGCCAAGUCCUACCCGGGGAGCUACCAACCGGUGCAGUUGGACUCCUCGAAGUAUCAGCUCCCUUGCAGCGCUGUAGACUGGUGGAGCAAGCGAUCGUGCUGUUGCUGCGCAUGCUUCCCCUUAGCACACUGCAUCAACGGGCGAUGCAACCCCUGUCUCGCGCAGACUGUAGAUGCCUUGAAUCCUGAGAUUUACAAGAAGACCCUCCAGAUGAAGACGUUCUGCCCGGAAGAGAUGCGAGGGGUCUGGUGGCUAGAGGACAAUCUUGCGCACGAGACCCUGGUGAUCUUCAAUGAUGCAAAGUGGAUCCAGUCGGAAGACAAUCCUGCAAUUUGGUCAUUCUUUCAUGACCUGCCGCAAACUUGGUUUCGCGACCCCACACUCUUUGGGUACAUCCUUGGCAUAGCAGCUGCCUGGAAGAUGAACGAUUCAAACUGGACGAAGGAAUGGCAAGCCUUCGUGCCAAUAGUGUUCAAUUUCGAGAAAGGCAAGGCCUUCUUCAAGGACAAUGAUUGGAUCUUCAGGAUCAACGAGGACGAGUGGCAGAAGUCGGCCUUCAAAGUACUCCCAGAUGGCACAGUUACGGAUGAGGUCACCUACAUGUACCGCUGGCGGAGGGUGAUGCGUGGCGAUGGCUCGUUGACUUCGGCAUGGGCCGACAUGGAGGCGAUGAUGAAGCGGCCAUACAGGAACUGUUUCGACCCGUGGUGCCCUUGCUGGCCGCUUUGUAUUCCUGUGGCGGACAGGAACAUUGAGAUGGCGAAAUCCGGUGGUAUUCAGGUGGGCAUCUUCCCACCGGAACAGCGCACGGCUACGUUUUCGGGCUGCUGCUGCUUGCCUCCCUGUCCGUGCCCGUGCAUGUGUCCCCUCUUUGCCAAGGUGGACGGGCAAUGGGCAGAGCAAUUUGGGAGGGCAAGUGCGACGUCUUCGGCACCAGCGCAACAAGAGAUGAGCGAAGGUUACCAACCCAUCGCUCAGCAAUGA